CAAGGUGUUUUGCUUGAGCAAACUCAAGAUGUCCUAGGUGUGGUUAUUAAUUUUAGAACAGCAAGUGCUGGUUUCUGCCAGGGGUCUUUCUGUAAGUCAAGGACUCUGUUGUCUCUUUCCUUCACUGACCUCCCUUCCUCUUUCCCUUUCUGUUGAAUGUACAGGCAUUACCAGAAUUAUGGUGAAUGACACCUCCGCUCCUGAAUUCAUCCUGCUGGGUUUCCCUGGUCUCCAGAAAUUCCGGCUCCUCUUGUUCACUACUUUGUUGAUAGCUUACCUCUUCAUACUCCUUGGCAAUGGCUUAAUUAUUCUCCUCUCAAAUACAGAUGUGAGUUUGCACAUUCCCAUGUACUUCUUCCUAAGUAAUUUCUCAUUCCUAGAAAUGUGUUAUACCUCUGUCACAGUUCCACGGAUGCUGGAAGACUUCUUUGUUGGUUCCCGGGCCCUCUCUUUUCGGAACUGCAUCACCCAGAUGUAUUUCUUCUUCUUCUUCGGCACCACAGAAUUCUUCCUCUUGGCGACCAUGGCCUAUGACCGAUACCUGGCCAUCUGCCACCCAUUGCAAUAUCCGUUACUCAUGGACAGCCGGGCCUCUGCCUGCCUAGCCUUGGGUUCCUGGCUGAGUGGCUUCUUGACCCCGUUCUUGCCUAUAGCCUUCAUCUCUCAGCUUCCCUUCAAUAGCAGCAACCAGAUCAACCAUUUCUUUUGUGACACUGGUCCCUUGAUUAAGUUGUCAACCGGUAAUACCUUCUUGGCUGACACAAUGGUUUUUCUUGUCUCUGCAGUGGUUGUGCUCCUGUCUUUCCUUCUGACUUUGACUUCAUAUGUCCUGAUUGUUUCUACCAUCUGCCAUAUCCCUUCUGCCUCUGGAAGGCAGAAGGCUUUUUCCACAUGUUCCAGCCACCUUGCAGUGGUUACCAUAUUCUAUGGCACAGUCAUCUUCAUGUACAUCUGCCCACAUUCUGGCCAAACUUCAGAUAUGGACAAAGUGGUAUCUGUGGUCUAUGCUGUUGUCACCCCAAUGCUGAAUCCCAUUAUCUACACCCUGAGGAACAGAGAUGUAAAAAGAGCUUUGGAGAAAGUCCUCAGCCAAGUAAAGAACAAUCAUCUGAGGCUCAAAAGGAAAAUUUGCCUCCCUGUAUUGUCAUGA
Molecule: messenger RNA, 1150 nt
Organism: Pogona vitticeps (central bearded dragon)
Lineage: Eukaryota; Metazoa; Chordata; Lepidosauria; Squamata; Agamidae
Source: RefSeq, a predicted model, not a curated record